CGGCGGCCCCUUCCACACGAUCGUCGAAGGGCUCUCGCGGCCGCACCUGGUCGAACCUCAGGGCACGCCCGUCGGCAUCAGCAUCGUGCCCCUGCACCACGCCGGAUACUCUCAGCCUCACGGUGUGGGGCCCGUGACCGUGCAUGUGACCCAAGUGGGCGUUCACCAGGCCCCCGUGAUCGGUGUGUCCGCCGCGCCGGCCGGCGCCGUCCGCAACGGUCCCCUCGCCCUUCACGCUUCGCACGUGCUGCUGAACGCAAUCUCGUCGCCGGGCAUGGUGCUCCACGGUGCGCCCGUACUAGCUGGCGCCGCUUACGAACCUGCUGUCAAGUCCGCACCUGUCGAAGCCGUGCUGCCUGUGAAACCAGUGAAUGAGGAAGAGCUCGUGCCGCAGCCGUACUCGUUUGGCUACGAGAUCUCGGACGGCCACGGCAACAAGCAAGUUCGCCAUGAGGUGAGCGAUGGCCACAACCGUAAACGAGGCUCGUACGGCUUCGUUGACGCGCACGGCGUCUACCGGCAAGUACGGUAUGUGGCCGACCACAAUGGCUUCCGCGCCACCAUCGACACGAACGAGCCGGGAGUCGCAGCAGGCUACUCCGCUGCAGCAGUGUUCAAAGUCGGUCAGAGACAAACCAGACCUGUGGUCCACCACCGGCCAAUACCACCCCCGCCGCACAGAGUGCCUGUGGUCGUCCAGAAUGCUCUGCCAAAGCGUCUCGUCCAGAAGCCCGUUGGAGUUUCAGCGGCCUUCCAUGGAGCCGUUCCGGUGGCUCCUGCUGGAGUUCCUGUGGGAGUCGUGGCACCCGGUGGAGAUCCAGCAUUGCAGGCACUGCAAGUCGUGCAGGGUCUUCACGGCAAGGCGUUGACAGCUCUCCCGGUCUCGUCAGUACAGUACACUCCGGGGUUAGAGCACUCUGGAGGCGUGGAUUUCAUCCCGUCGGCUCCACGCCUGACGGCAGCCUCAACGGCUGGAUCCAGUCUCAUCGACCCACGUCGUUCUCACGUGACUUACGUUGAGGCACCUCAGGAACACCCUUUUGCGAACUUGAGGACGCACCCUCCAGUGUUUCACGAGGGUGGUCCAGGAGCUCACAAACAACACUAGUCUUCCCUUAGCUGUGUAAAUAGUUAAUGUUUGCUCUGUUU
This is a messenger RNA of Rhipicephalus sanguineus (brown dog tick), 1149 nucleotides long. RefSeq lists its product as uncharacterized. Bases 275 to 1108 code for a protein of 277 amino acids. The transcript has 2 exons. Gene Ontology annotation, cellular component: chitin-based extracellular matrix. Gene Ontology annotation, molecular function: structural constituent of chitin-based larval cuticle. NCBI's taxonomy places the organism in Eukaryota, Metazoa, Arthropoda, Arachnida, Ixodida, Ixodidae. The record is from RefSeq and is a predicted model, not a curated record.